Salvia miltiorrhiza (redroot sage) is the source of this 1853-nucleotide messenger RNA. Its product is annotated as protein PLASTID TRANSCRIPTIONALLY ACTIVE 16, chloroplastic. The record is from RefSeq and is a predicted model, not a curated record. The transcript is spliced from 5 exons. NCBI's taxonomy places the organism in Eukaryota, Viridiplantae, Streptophyta, Magnoliopsida, Lamiales, Lamiaceae. The coding region runs from base 184 to 1623 and encodes 479 amino acids.
AACAGCACCAAAUGGCGGAGUCUGAUUGGGCAGGGCAAGGAUAUCCAAUCACCAGAAAAAACGAACUCAACAUUCUAUCUUCCUCACUUGGAUACUGUGACUCUCUCAUUCCUCAACACAACCUGAAUGGAUAAACCAAGUAUGAUGAUUCUCUGAUCAUUCAUCUCUCCUCCCCAUUCAUUCAUGGCGCCUACUCUCUCUUCAAAUUCCUUCCUCCUCACCACCACUCCUCCUUCAAGCUACUAUCUCCGCCCGCCCACUCUCUUCGCCAAGAAGUCCGAUGACGAACCCCAGCUGGAUUCUGCCAAGAAUUCCAACCCCUUCCGCUUUGAUUUCGGGAAGUUGCCCGAUGUCAAGUCUCUAGUCCCGGUCGUGGCCAGCCCAUCGUCUGGAUUGGCUUUCCGCCGUAAGGAAGCUGGCACGGUGUUCGUGGCAGGCGCAACCGGGCAGGCGGGCAUCCGCAUUGCCCAGACGCUGCUCCGCCAAGGCUUCAGCGUCCGGGCAGGCGUCCCCGACCUUGUUGCUGCCCAGGAGUUAGCCCGUCUUGCUGCCCAGUAUAAGAUCAUCUCUAUCGAGGAAUCAAGGAGGCUGAAUGCGGUUGCUUCAGUGUUCGACAAUGCAGAGUCAAUUGCUAAAGCUAUUGGUAAUGCCAGCAAAGUGGUGGUGACUAUCGGGGCCGGGGAGAACGGGCCGAGUGGUCUAGUGACCACAACUGAUGCCCUGCUAGUGGUUGAGGCCGCGCAGCUGGCUAAUGUUGGACAUGUGGCUAUUAUCUACGACGAGGCUGCUGGGAUUUCGUCCACCUAUAACGUUCUUGACGGUAUCACGUCCUUCUUCAACAACCUCUUCGCCAAAUCUCAGCCCUUAACAAUUACAGAGUUCCUGCAAAGUGUGGUGAAGACUGAUGUCAGCUACACUCUCAUCAAGACCAAGCUCACUGAGGACUUUUCGCCCGAGAGUUCUUACAACCUUGUGGUCUCUGCUGAGGGGGCUGGCGCAAACGACUACAAAGUUGCAAAAUCACAGAUAGCUUCACUGGUGGCGGAUGUCUUCUCCAAUACAGAAGUUGCAGAAAACAAGGUCGUUGAGGUCUCUACUGAUCCAUCCGCGCCAUCACAGGCAGUUUUCCAACUUUUGAGUGCCAUCCCGGUCGAUGGAAGGAGAAAGGCUUAUGCAGAAGUCCUUGCAAAAGAAAAGGCCGAGGAAGAAGCUCUCAGAGCAACAGAACAAGCUCGUAAAACUGCUGAAGCAGUGAGAAAGCCCGAGGAAGAUGUGGCAAAGGAGGAAGACCUAGCUUCCGGUCUAGCAGCAGAAGCUGGAGCAUCGGUUGAGAGCUUCUUGAAUACGGCCAAAGGCUUCAGCUCGGGCAUAAAUUGGGAAAAUUUGAGUUCACAGCUUAAAUCAGCAGUUCAGAAGCCUGAAGAGGAGCCAAAAGUGCAGGUUGCAACGGUCAGGGGGCAGGCCAAGGCGCGUUCCCUGCCUUCUCUCAAGGCAGUCGUGAAGAAACCUGCCAGGCCUCCUCCCUCCAAACCAAAGCCAAAAGCACCCGAGCCCAAGAAGGAGACGCGAAAGGUUUUUGGUGGUUUGUUUAAGCAGGAAACCAUCUACAUUGAUGAUGACUAGAGUUUGAUGAGAGCAAAUAAGCAACUUGCAAUGCUAUGGCCCCAUCGUCUUUGCCUUGGUAUAGAUCAUAAUUUUUUUUCAGGUAUCAAAAUUCAUAUUUUGAGACGGUGCUACUUUCCUGACUCAUGGUUUUGUGAAUUUUUGCUCUUGUAAUGAUGUGUAAGCUGUGCAUAACCCUUGAGCAAAUACUUUAGCUAAGUAAAUGUAUUUCCAUUUUCUCUUUGCUCCAA